ACAUGUGUGGCCCCUCUAUGGACCAGUGGUGUUAUCUUGCAUAAUUAUCUAUCCAUUAAUUGGCAGUUUAGCUGCAGAUGCAUUCACUGACUGAUGAUUUUUAAGAGCCUGCUGCACCUACACGCUGUGGACAACCCACGUCCAGAGAAAAAGAGCUACGUAAUCUAUGUGUGAGUGUGUAUUUUCGUGAGUGGAUGUGUGUCACAGACGGACAGACGGGCGGACAGACAGCAUCUCCUCUCUUCUCGCAUCAGCAUCACGGGGGUUCAAUCGCUCUCCUCUCUCUCUCCAUCACCGAAACGUAGGAGGCGUCUGUCCAACCUGUGGAGCCUGUGUGUCUGUCUGUCUCCGUCUGUGUCCGCCUGUCUGCUCCCGGAGAUCACUUCACACACCUCGCCCGUGGAGUAGUUGUAGUUUGGAAAACAAUAAAACCGGUUUUACUGGCUCCGUAUUGAAGGAAAUCUCAGCUGUCAUUCCGGAAGACUCAUCCCAUUGUCGCCUCGAGGAGUUGAAGCGAACAGGUGGGGACACAGAUUUUUAAUUCCUUUUCGAUUUUCCUCAAAAUUCUUUCCAAUAUAUUCUCCGAAAAUAAAUGCUUUUAAAUUAUAGUAUGUUAAUUUAAUUCAUGUGGUGAUAUAAUAGUCUGUAUUUGAAUUAUUUUCCUUUUACCUCGAAUGAUAGUAAAUCCAUUCAUGAUUUUUUUUUUCUGUGGGGCUGAACCCAAAUCCUACAGGUGGGAUUUUCAGCCACCUUCAGAGCCAAUUUGGUUUUUUUUUAAAAAGACAAAAACAGGCAGUUUCACUCUCAUAUUGACUUGAAAAACCUGUUAGAAGGGGAAAGCAGGGCGGUGGCAUCGUUUUUUUCGUGUGGAUUGUCACGCGUUUAAAUACUGAGCGCUUUCUCAUGGGUUUGGUUUCUGACAUCCACACAGCUGUGCGCGCGUGUCAUUUGGGAGCCAAUCAAGCAGCCAUGGACUCGAUAAUGAAGGGUUUCUCCAAAGCCAAGGAAGGGGUCGCGGCAGCGGCGGAGAAAACCAAGCAGGGAGUGACUGGAGCGGCUGAGAUGACGCGAGACGGUGUGAUGUUUGUAGGUGGGUGCUGAGGGUUCAAUCUAAUUAGAUCGUGCUUUCACAGAUGUUGAAUAAGAAGGAGUCUAGAUGAUGAAAAAUGGCACUAUUAUGAUAUUUUCUGCUACUUCACACUCUAAUUCAAUAGAUAAUGUGUCAUCGUGGGGCUUUCUUUGGCAUAUGUCAUAUUUUUGGACUAAUUAAGCAUCAUUUGUGUUUUCCUCCAGGUACCAGAACAGUGGAUGGAGUCACAACAGGUAAUACAAUAUAUUAGCAAUAGAAAAGAGGGUAACACUUUACAAUAACUUGUAAAUGGUAAAUAGACCAUUUAUAAAUACUAAGCAGAUAGUUUAUUAAUGUUUAAUCAUCAUUUAUAAAUGGCAUUUUACAAUUUGAGAAACCUAACCCUAACUUCACAAUAACCAUCUAAGUAAUGUUUAUAGAUGGUUUAUAAACCAAAUAUUUACCAUUUACAAAGUGCUACUGACACACAUUUUAAUCUAGAUGUCUUACAACCAAUAUUUAAACCCUAUAUAUACCUUUAAUAAAUAGUCCAUUAAUAAUUCAUAAAAAAUAUUAAUAAUAAUUUCAUUUCUUGUUAAUGGUAAACUAUUAACUUACAUUAAGAAACUUAAAUAAAUAAACAAUUUGCCAUUUAUGAUUGGUCUAUAUGCUGUUUUUAAAUGAUGAUUAAACAUUAAUAUACUAUCUAUUUACCAUUUAUGGUUAUUGUAAAGUGUUACUGAAAAGUGUAUGAACAUCUCUUCUCUUUUGUUUAAAAACAUGCCUAUUUUUCAUGGAAGCCCUUCGUGGACACAUGCCUACAUUGUAUCAUCAUAAAGUUUUGACUUUGCCAGUCCCGAAAUAGAACCAGCUAAUGGUGAUCCCAAUCAGAUCUAUCAUUUAAAACUCCAACUUGGACACUUGGAGGAACAUCAGUAACCUCAUUGAAAUCUAAGAUGGCAGCGUUGUCUAUCCAUAGUUGCAAAAACUAUAUGUUUAAAAGUGUUUCUGAGCAACUUCAUUUUGUUUUGUGUAGUUAAAUCAAUCACAUCAAUAGUGUGGUGCAAGCUUUACCUUCCUCCUGUGUUAGUUUUUGCUAUGCACCCUGUCUCAAAUCAGCUGCAAAUUACCCUAAAAACAAUUCUCUAUCAUCUGAUUUGGUUCUCAUGUCUAGGUUACCUUGUAAGGCUUCAUUACCCAUAAAAAUAAUGGUUAUAAUAUUUUUUGUUGUAGGUCUCUUGCCCUUUCUUUGUCAGUAUACCCCUCAAACAGUCAUCUAUACUGAAUUGAUUUCACAUGUCUGGACAUGCCCGACAUUGUUUUUGUGCAGGAAAAAAACAGGCAAAAUGAGACUUUCCUAAAUCUCACAUGAUUGGAAAAGGAUCUGAAAGGAUCUGACUAACAGUGUGGUGCCUGACAGCACACAUAUGAUUUUAAUUUUUGCUCUAAUUAUUGAUUUUCAAUCUAAUCGGGUCGACAGUAACCCUAACAUGACAAGUGCCAUAAUUAUAAUGAGAGCAUUUUAUAAUUUAGCCAAUUUUUUAUUUUAUUUUAUUUUUUUGUUCAAAUAGAGGUUCCUGACAAAGUCAAAAAGUCUUGAUGCAAAAAAGCUAAUUCAAGUGGUUCUUCUAAGCAUUUAAAAACAAAAACAGGUCAGUGCAGACCCUAAGACAGGAGGAGGGUUUACUAUUCUUGGAUAAAGAGAAAAUUCAGUUUUUACACCGAGAAACAGCUGAAGGUGACUUAUUAGCAGAGGGUUUUGUUAUCUAAAGAUAAUGAGAUAAGUUAGCCAUGAUCUUAGGAAACAACCCUACUUGUUAACAAAGGAAAACAGAGGAAUUAAAAUCCUACAAACUACGACUUUAAAGGGACGUUUAUCACAAGAUUCAUGAGAAAUGCUCAUCACGCUGCAUCCUCAGGUGGUCAAUAAGGGAGAAUAAUGAAUUUUCCUCUGGAGGUAACUAAGUGUCAUAUAUCACAACUGUACUCAACACAACCUGCCCAAGUCCCCACGGACCAGGCCUUGCCAUUUCACAUACAUAACAAGCAGAGAAGCAGGGGAGACUUCCUGUUACAGGCACCUAGGGAAAUGUCUGUGUCGCUGUAUAUACAGCUGCAAGUUAGUGUUUUGGAGGCAGGAGCUAUAAGAGAUGUAUGAUGAGAGGCUGUUUUAUUAAAGUCUGAAGGAGGGUUUAUUUUCUCAUAAGGGCAAGCAGCCCACAUCAGGCCACUUUCAUGAGGUCCAAAUAAGCAGAGAUGAUGAUCCCCUUAGGCAGCUAAAUCAAGAUUAAAGCUUUAGUUUUAUUCAUAUUUAGGCAUUUUUCCCCUUAAGUAAAGCAAUGCUGAACUAGAAAGGCCUUAUCACUGGUUUUGCACGUGCCAUUUGUGAUCUGGUUGACAAAAAAGGGAAAAUUUACACUAUUUUACUUUUUUAUCUGCUCUGUUUUUCUUAUGAACUUAUGUGCUUUCAAGGUUUAAAUUGUGAACCUUUGAUUGUAACCACUGGUGUGGAAAACAUCACACCAAACCCUCUUCAAUAAGGAGAGUUAUGAGUUAUUAUUGGCAUUAUUACAAAACAUACAUUUCACCUGAAUGAAAAAGUUGCUUUGUGUAAAAGACUGUGUGAAAUCAAGUGGACCCUGAUGCCAAUGUGGAGUCCUAAAUCUGUAAUUCCUCAACUGUCCACAUGAGGCUGGCUGCUAAAAUCAGGGAAAGCCCAUUAGGUCCCAUGUCAAAACAAUGAACUAUAAGCAACAGUAAAUAUGCUGACAGCUGAGUCAAAGACAGUUUAAGUCAUUUCUCAUUUGUACUUUUGACUAAAGUUAUACUUAAAUUUGCAUAAUUAAGGGCAAUCCUGAGUUUACAGACAGGUGGGAGUACCUUAGCUCCACCUCUUCACUGGUUUUAUCAGUCGCCCAAAAGUGAGGUUAAGUCAGCGUUUUACAACAUGGAGACGUUGUAAAGCUUGGUGAAACUUGGAACGGCAAAUGUAGAGAGUCUAGAGAAAUCUGCCCCAGGCUAAUUAUGAAGUUUAAUAACAUGAGUGAUGAUCCAGUUUAAAUUGUUGUGCAGGGCGUUUCUAAAAUGAAGGGUUAUUUAAAUAGCUGUGUUUACCCAACACUGUGUAGACUGUUGCUACAGUAGGCUGUUAAAAGUAGUCAAAAUCUACAUCUAUCACUGCUCAUCAAAAUAUUGUGUUUUAUAGAUGCCAACUCUGAUCCCUGGUAUAUACCAAUUCUUGAAAUAAUCACUACCAUGCUGUUUGUUCACCUUAUCGCGAAAGUUAAUUGUCAUUUUAAGCUCUAGCAUCUCUAUCAAGUCAAAGCAAGCAAUAGUAAAUUUAUAUUACCAGUACAUCACACUUGAAGUUGAGUAUACAAAUGAAACAGUAGGGAAAGUAACUCGGAUUCCCCAUUUAUAAUCUACUGCUAAAAACUACAGAGGAGUCAUAACCAUCACCAGUAAGGUAGUUCUCUCACAGUCAACAUAGAAGCUUUGCAGUCCAGUACUGCUGCACCUGUGUCAUGUUUAUGUACAUCACUCCAUGUUAAUCCCACAGGAAUUAAGGAACUAUAGACACACCCUCCUCAAAUGCCCUGCUCUGCUUUUGUCUUUGUAGUCGCUGGUAAAACUGUCACUGGAGUGUCUCAGAUGGGUGGAGCCAUGGUUACCGGGGUAACAGCUGUGGCCCAGAAAACUGUGGAGGGUGCAGGCUCCAUUGCUGCUGCCACAGGAUUGGUCAAGAAGGAUCCAGCCAAACCAGUAAGAAAGAUAUCGCUCAUUUACAGUUCGUUUGGUUUCAAUUUCAAGAUAUCAGUCAUCGAUACUGAUCUGACUGACAAAGCAGCUCCUGCUCUCAGAGAGUGAAUGUCGUGUAAAUGGAUGAAUAAAAGACAAAUAGUGUAUGUAUAUAAGAAUAGCCCAUCCAUGAAAAUGUUGGUGUUUGGCUCCUAAAUGAAAGUAUAUGAAUGGAGAACUUCUUUUAAAGCAUCAAGAACUUCUUAUAUCAUCACAAUAUAGCACUUGAAACACAUGUUCAACAACCACCACAUACACAUACACAAGCAUGAGUUAACAUGGUGGAAGCCAAACUAUGCUAACAUUAGCACCCUACCUCCUACAAAUGAUUACCUACCUCGUUCAUAAACGCGUUUCUUUCCAUCAUUUAUCAGAAAUGCUAAGAAUACUUUGUCUUAAGAUUUUUUUUUUCAAAGUUUUCAUUUUACUUUGUAGAAAUGAAUGGUAUAAUAGUAAAUCCUGUUGAAAGUAUAUUUUAAUACUUAUGUUUAUUAUCUCUAUUUUGCCUAAGACAGAGACUUGCCAGUUUUUCAGUUGGACGUUGCUCUCCUAAACAGUAGUUUUCUCUGAUACAAUAUGCUACGAUACAAUAACAUAUGAUACCAGGAUGAGAUAUGACACAAAACGGCAUGAUAUGACGCAACAUACGAUACAAUUUGACAUGACACGGUAUGAUACGAUACCAUAGGAUAUGAUACGAUAUGAUCCAUUAUGAUCCAAUCCAAAAGAUCUGAUAGGAUACAAUCCAACAUGAUAUGAUCUAAUCUGAUAUGAUACGAUGUGAUACGGUUUGGUCCGAUACGAUAUGACAAGACAAGAUAGGAUAAGAUAUGAUUCGAUACAAUAUGAUGCAGUGUGGUACUAUUGGAUGUAUGGUGGUGAGCUUAAGUUGCACUACGUUACGUUGCACUUGAGCUACAGGAGAGUUUCAUCCUAUGACUUUUGAUGUUCUACUCAGCCGUUUUCAACAUAAAUAGAGUGAAAAAUGUAUAAAAGAAAAACGCUAACAGUAGCUAAAAUAAUGCACUGUUAGUCAAGUGUCUUACACCUGGGGCCACAUGUUCAAAACUAAAAAUUUUGUGUUGUCAGUUCGCACCAGCUGAUUCCUGAGACAGUCUGAAACAACACCGUGACACAUACCUGAAGAGACGGUAGAUUGCAGCACAGAAAGUUCCUCCAUUUCACGUCUCCGUCUUUCAGCGAGAAGUGUUUGCUGGGUCAAAAUAGCCUUCUGACCUUGACUCAUCCAUCUUCACUUCUCGUGUCUGCUGUACCUCUGUGAAAUGAAAGACGUUACACAUUGUUAGCUCUCUUGCAUUGUUCAUCAGUCAGUCUGGCCAUGGUUUGUCAGAAGGAGGAGGUAGUUUACCGUAGCAAUCAAUUCACUGCGGCAAUACAAACAUGAACAGAGACAACAAUUUUUCUCUCAGUCACAGGGCUGGAUUUGUUGAUAAAUCACCAACUGGAAAUAGUAUGAAGUAAUGUGUCUAUCCGGCAUUGUUUUGCAUUUUCUGAAAAUACCGUGAUAAUAUCGUUAUCAUGAUAUUUUCAGGCAACAGUAAAUAUGAGAAUCUGAUAUCAUGACAUCCCUGGUGUCAAGAGUACACAUUUAUUCAAUUAAAGUUAUAAUAUUGACUUUGUAGGUGCUAUAUAAAUACAAAAAUAUGUGCAAAACACCAAUCAAUAACCAACUUUGCUGUAUUUCAAGAGUAACCAGCGACUGGUGACUCAUCUCUUUCAUGCGUCACAAUGUUUAGAGUCCAGUCAGAAACUUAAGAAGCACUGACAUGUCUCGGAAACUAACUCUUCCAGCCAGAGUUAGUCUCCAUCUCUUUUCAAAGUUUAUUUGAUUUACUUUCAAUCAAAAACAAUCUUGAGCUUGUUGAAAUAACAUUGAACUGAAGUGAACUGUAAGAUGUAAAAAUUCCAGCUCUGUUGAACAGAUGUAGAAUCUAUCUAAGAACCUAAAUGCUGAUUGGCUUUAACCACACAGCAUUGAGCAGAUUGAGGUUUUUCAUCUAAAAUGGAGUCUCAGCAACAUUUGCAUACAUAUAUCUAUCUACGUCACAUGGCCGAUCACUGUCUGCUUUCGCUCCCCAUAUGGACCGAUUUCCCUGCACACACCAAAGCCUGUUAAAUCAACAUUACCACUCAGGCUACAAACCUACUGCAGAAGGAGAGCAGCACACACGCUAAAAAACUAGACCUCCGUCUUUACUUUGAAGUAGAAAAAUUUAACAAUAGGAACAGAUGGCCUCCAUAUUCUAAUUCUUCUUGUUUACACACACAAAAAAAUCAUAUCCGUUGUAACACUUCCACAUGGCUGAAUGACAAAACUCAUAAGAUUGGACAGAAUUCUGGAGGGAGGACUACUCAAGUUUUCCUGUGAUAACCAUAACAUCGCUUUGAAUAUCAGGAAGUUAUAAGACAAUUAUCUCCCAGAGCGUGGCAAACAUUUGUUGGAAGUUUGUAAUGACGCGCAAUCUCCCUUUCCUGUUAAUGAGCUGUGAAACUCAGGGGAAUCCAUAGCAUUAAUUAAGACACCAAGACGUAGAGGCACACACACACAUAUGCAUGCACACACAUUUCUUCAUCUCUGCUUUUAUUUGAGGUGAAUAGUGAAAAUUGGGCGGUAAAGAGUAGUAAAUGAGUAGAUUAUUUCACUGAUUUUGGCAUUAACCGACGCCCGAAUCAUGUGUUUUUCAGGAGCUCCUUCCCCAGCUCGUUUUAUCUUUUUUUGGAGCAGCCAAUCCAGGGCUUCAUUUUCCUCAGCAGUUGUGUUAUUACGGCAGCUAGACAGCUAAUCGUGGUAUUCACCCUGAAGGAUAAAAAGCUCCACCUGAAAUCUGCUCAGCCUCAUUAUGAAAAAACCCUGACAAGCCAAACUGGCAGACGGCAGCGUAGACAAACAGAUGGACAGACAGACAGACGUAGAGUAGACUGACCAUCGGAGGACUAAACAGGUAAAAAAAAAAAAAAAAAAAAAUCAAAUUAAAUCCUUGUUCUCGAUGAAAGAGAUUGACAUGCAGACAGGAGCAGAUCGUCCUCAUUUAUCCAUCAUUCCCAGGCGGCAGAGCCAUUAGACGCCGUUAAUAUUGAUUUCAUUUAAAAAAUUGAUGCCAGGUUGAGAGAGCCCCAUCAAAAAAAAAAGGUUUCCCACAACACACACACACACACACACACACACACACACACACACACGAACACACACUUGCAAAGAGAUGAAGGUGGGAGUCUGAUUAAUCUCCUCAUCUUCUUGUUUCGCCAAUUCAUCAGUAGCUGGUGACUCAUAUCGUGACACACAAAAGCCAGAGAGGUAGAAGAGAGGAAAACCACAGUGAGGAAGAGGAUGAGUGGUAGGAAGAGUGUUUAAUGAAUAAAAAGUGGUCUUUUGCACACCAUUCAAUCGAUAAAAGUGCUGUGUUUUAAUACUGCUCAGAGAUAUCAGCUGUUUUUCCUUUAGAAGAUUAUAUCAACAAAUCAGGCUUUAUUAAAAAUGAGUAACCACUGGCCAAAGUUUAAUCUAACAAGGCAAACAAAAGUCUGUCGAUGGCGUACCAAAAUGUGUGUGUACAUGUGUGUAUAAGUAAGCGCACACCUCUGACUCAGCUGGGUAAACAGACGGCGGCUUGAUGGGUGGCGUUGAAUUCAACAGCAGGAGAAGAAGAAGAAGCAAUAACUACUGGUUUAAGGUUAUGUCAGCCGCUGGUGAGCGCGUCAUCCGCACACCUCACACAAGAGUGUGUUCACGUCAUCACACUGUGACCGCUCCUCAUUAACAAAGGUCUCCUCAAUGACACGGUGUAAUCAAAGCAUCCUUUUUUUAGCCAGUCAGAGGACACGUAGCUGACCUCAACUUCCUCAACAAUGAAUGAAGGUUCGAUUCAAAGACAAAAUAUAUUCUCUGCUGCUUCACUUUAGAGAUGUAACCAGUCAAACUCGUCUAAUUAAACCCAGAUACAUGGAUGUGACUGUGCUCAGUUGGUCCUUAGAGGGAAAUGACUUUCUUCUCAUGUCAAGGCCACUCGGCAGCCUAUUACAACCAGUAAAUCCAUGUGUACCUGCGUUUUAAAUACCGUUGAGUGGGUCAUGUAGUGUGUGUCUCAUAGAAAUAUCCACAUCACUUACCCUUCAGGGAUCAGUCCAUGCACAUGUGUCAGGAUUACAGUUUUAUAUAUAAGGCAUGGGGGCAUAUAAAAGUGCGACUCAUCCAAGUACCCUGAACUCUCUCAUCUACAAGACUUCUUCGUUUCAUAGCAGCAUCAUACUGAAGUGGCAGUACAAUACAGACAAAAACAUAAAUACUCGCUCAGAGACAGGUCAAAACAUCGAAGGCAAUUCAUAGCAAGUAGCCAUCGUUUUACAAUCCAAGGAUAGUGCUCUUCUCCUGCGGAGGAGCUCUCAAAGACUCUCUAAUUCUUACUGUGUAAACAGGCUGAGAGAACAUUAAAUAAAUGAAGCAUUAGCUGAAUUGAGACACUGUUUGUCUAUCUGAAAAUGUUCAAAUGAGGUGCACUGCUGCACAACGACACAGAUGGGAAGAAGUAUGAAAUUGAUAAGCCCAAUAUUUGUGUUAAACAGAGAGGCUGGCCGUCCAUUUCAUCUUGUCUUUCUGUAUUUAGCAGCAUUUGUUCUCAAACUUCUACCUAUCUGCAUUAAAUGGGUUCUCUUCGUUUCUUUUACCAUCAAAUGGCAUUAUACUUAAAGUUUUGGGUUUGUUUCCUUUUUCAGGGUGAGGACCCCGCAGCUUUACAGACCCUGGCAGAGUCACCAAUCGAUACUGAUCCUGCUAGUAUUACAGAGGUAAGACUCCAUGACAGGCAAAGAGGGAGUGAGAGUAAAGAUUGAGCUGCCAAAGCUUGAAACUAUGAACAUCCUUAGCAUGAUUUGUGAAACUGAAGAAGAUUAAAAGAAUAAAGACUAAAAAAAAAAAAAGGCCUCAAAUAUAGUCAGAAAUUUGUUAUCCAUGAGGUCGCUGAGCUGAUGCUAGAUGAAGUUUAACUGGUUACCGGAUACGAAACUUGACUUUAUGUUUUUGUUUUGGAGAAUUAAGUUAUUUCUUUAUCCUCACAAUACCACAGGGGUGCUCAAAGUUUCAGUAAAUAUUUUUAAUUUUUGUUGUUAAAUAUGACCAGAGUAGGACACUUUCCAGUUUGAAAAAGAAUAAAAAGACUGAGUUUACAUUCAUCGGGAAAGAAACCUCUCUGAUCAUUAAACCAACAUUGUCUUGGCUGCUGUACACAGUUAAUGAGAGAUACCGCCAUUACAGGUUAUUUACACAGAGGACAGUCAAUUAACCGCCCACCUCUUGUCUCUCUUCUCUCUCAGGAGGACUCUGAUAACUGAAAUGAUCAAUCACAAUCAAAGAUGAUCAAUGACCGAGACAUUCCGUGUUGCUCUGCCAAGUCCCGUCGUGCCUCGUUUUGGUCCUUUUACGGCGUCUGUGCCCAACGUCAGUGUGUGUGUCGUAACUAAUGUAUGUAUGUGUGUAUGUACGUACGUACGGCAGUGUGUGUAAAUGUUGUAGAUAAGGAGAGACAUUGUGUGCAUGUGCGUGUGGGUGCGUUUGACAUUUACACAUCAGUCCUGGAGGAGGAGACCUCAGGUGUGUGUCGCCUGUGACCAGCUGCCACUCACAGUGUUUCCCUUCCACUGAGAACGCCACCCGGUCAUUGUGUGUGUCUGUGUGUAAAACUCUAAAUGUGUGGCCGUGUCAAUAACUCAAACACUGAAAUAUACUACAAUGUACCACUUUAAACACCUAAGUGUCUCUAUAGAAAUGAACUAAAUGCAGUGAUCUGUCUGAAAUGGAAGCAUAACGAUAUUCUCUAUUUUUGUCUGUACAAUGUCACUGUUUUUCGCGAUGGAUCUUAAAGUGCUGAGCUAUUUGUGCAUUCAUAUUGUAACUGAGGUUGUCAAUGCUAGAACAGAUAUGUAUCAAACUGAAUGGACUUUUGAAAACCAAGAGCAUGUAUCAAACCGAGCAGCUUACUGCUGUGAUAUUAAUUUCUUUGGAGUUAUGUGUUGAAUAAAUUAUGUUGAAAGGUGUGUUGAUGCUUGAGGUGCUUUUGUUCUGUG
Messenger RNA from Xyrichtys novacula (pearly razorfish), 10945 nucleotides. The record is from the annotation of a GenBank genome assembly. NCBI's taxonomy places the organism in Eukaryota, Metazoa, Chordata, Actinopteri, Labriformes, Labridae.